Trichobilharzia szidati is the source of this 2384-nucleotide messenger RNA. The record is from the annotation of a GenBank genome assembly. Lineage: Eukaryota; Metazoa; Platyhelminthes; Trematoda; Strigeidida; Schistosomatidae.
GUGCUAACUUAAACUGAUGCUCACCUUUGCGAAUUUCGAUGUUGAUUUGUCAACUAGCCCUUAAAAUUGUAGCGGAAUCAGCAGUUAAAGUCAUUCGGAUUUUUCACGAGGAAUCCUUCUGUCUCUAUUGUCUGAUAGUGGCGAGAAAUCCUCAGCCACCACAUCCUGGUUGACACUCAGUAUAAAGUCUUUGUUGAAUGAAUUUAUUUGGUGAUAGUUUUCGUCUUUUGAUUUCUCACUGCUCCUUUCUCAACCAGAUUUAAUCUGACAAUAUAUUUAAUCGAUUUAAUUUUCCCUCACUUUUAUUGCCUUCCAAACUGACUUGCUCCAUGCCUAUUUGUGUUACCGAUGUUAAUGAGGUUCGUAGUAUUACUGUAUCUCUGAAAGGCAGAAUAUAAUUAAUUUUGGUGAAUAGGCAAAUCUAUUAAUUUUUAGGAUCUUUCCCUAGGUCUUCCAACAUUUUAUAUCUGAGCCUUCUUCAUCCACCUAUUUAACUGGUUUCUCGAAUCAUGCAACUUUUUAUUGAUAUACCGAGAGAAAAACUUGAGUUGGGACAGACUUUUGUAAGUUUCUGAGCUGUCAAAAAAUUUCAUUUGGUCAUGACAACAAAAUAAAGCCUUAAAUUAUUCGUUUCAGUAAUUAAGUGGAAUUAACAGCUAAGAAACAUAGUUUUCCUUUUACGGUGAAUACUUAGACAAAGAUAGUUCUCCAAUUUAAUCGAGUGAUAGUGUGCUUAGACUUUACACUUUUGGCUCAACCAAACUUGAUCUCUUUACACUUUUAAGUAGAUUGUUAGGCUGAUAUCUGUGAAUUAAUUUACUGGAAGAACUUAAAGUUACCCUUAAUGACUUACUUCCUAUUUAACACUCCACUUUGGAUCGUUAGUUCAAUUUUUUCAUGAACGAACUCAGUAAGCUUUAAUUAUUUGUUAAGUUCAAAGAACAACGAUUCCAAGCCAUGCAUCAAAUUUUAAGACACCUACUAUACUCAUGCUAAAAUCAAGUCCUGAGCUCGUUAUUUACUUAUGUCGUAUAUUCAACUUAUUUCAUUAUGAUCUGGAGCAGUUUAAUUGGCCCACAGCCACACUUAACCUGCCGGACAUCCAACACCUCCCUGAAUGGGAGGUAGACACAGGUCCUCCGUCCUUAACUGAGGUUACUAAAGCUGUCACUAAUGUGAAACGAGGCAAAGCAGCGGGACCUGAUUUAUUGACUCCAGAGGUAUUUAAGUACGGUGGAGACAGUUUACUGUCUGCGUUAACGGAGGUUUUAGGCAACGUCUGGGAAUCAGAGGAAGUGCCAUCGGGUUGCUGUAAGUCACUGAUCAUCCCGAUAUACAAGAAGGGAGACAAGUCUUCUUGUGAUAAUCACAGAGGGAUUAGCUUGACUAAUAUAGUAUCCAAAAUCCUAGGCUCAAUAAUACUGCGUAGACUAAGUGGCGCUCGGGAGACACAAACACGAGAAAACCAGGCAGGUUUUAGGCCAGGUAGAGGGUGUAUUGAUCAUAUCUUCACCCUUCGACAGAUUCUAGAACAUAGGCAUUCCUACCGGCGUCCGACAAUCAUUAUAUUUCUCGACCUAAAGGCGGCAUUCGAUUCUGUCGACCGGGAGGUUCUCUGGCGAUGCUUGGCUGUAAAGCGAAUGCCAAGAAAAUACAUUGCACUGAUUAAGGCACUCUACUCGUACUCAUGCAGCCAGGUUAGGGCUUACGGCGAGCUGUCAUCUGAAGUGGUGACGACUAGUGGCGUCCGUCAAGGAUGCCCAUUAUCCCCAUUCCUAUUCAACUUCAUCAUAGACGUACUAAUGGACUUAACCCUAACACACUUCAGCGACUCAGGGAUUGACUUACUACUAGGGAAUAAUCUCGUUGACUUAGAAUAUGCAGACGAUAUAGUCCUUCUAGGCGAGGACGCUGACAAAAUUCAGUCUUCUGAACACCUUGAGCAGCAAUCUUCGUAUGUUUGGCAUGCGAUUCGCCCCUGUAAAAUGUAAGAUGAUGCUGCAGGAUUGGACUUCAUCGACCCCUAGAUUAGAAAUAGGAAGUGAAGUGGUAGAGCACGUUGACCGCUUCACUUACUUGGGAAGUACCAUCAGCCCCAACGGGUUGAUCUCAGACGAAAUCUCAGCACGAAUACAGAGGGCUAGUUUCGCAUAUGCUAGUUUACGCUGUCUCUGGCGUAGACGUGAUAUCCGGCUGUUGACCAAAGGACGUGUGUACUGUUCAUCAGUCCGCUCCGUCCUCCUUUAUGGCUGUGAGACCUGGCCAUUGAGAGCAGAAGACAUGAAAAGAUUAGUUGUCUUUGAUCAUAGGUGCCUGCGUUCGAUCUCCCGAGUGAAGUGGUAUAAUAAGGUGAGCAAUAUUGACGUUAGGCGUCGAGUGCUAGG